UCCAUAACCAAGUAAAGUUUUAUACACAAUCUUGAUUUGUUGCAGUUUAAAUGACAAUGUUACUGGAAAAAGAUGAUGUUGCCAAAUCACAAGCAGGAUACCCUUUUCCCAAGGCUGGAGGAAGGGUCCCAAACUUGUCAUCAGAAGACUCAAAAGUUUCUACAAAUGGAAAUCGUAUUCUUAAGUCAGAUAUUGAACUGCCAGACUUCGAUCUGGAUAUCAAUCGCUGGCUAAGGUCAUCACGAGUUCAGUGGUACCCAGGUCAUAUUGCGCAAGCAGAGAGAGAACUAAAGCAACAGCUAAAGUUGAUGGAUGUUGUCAUAGAAGUACGUGAUGCAAGGAUACCUAUGGCAACUGGACAUCCAGAGAUGGACUUAUGGAUUGGUGAUAAGAAGAAAAUUUUAGUUUUAAAUAAAGUAGACAUGAUCUCAACCGAAGACAAGAAUAAAUGGGCUACAUAUUUCUCUAAACAGGGGAUAACAGUAGUCCUUGCAAAUGGUCAGCUUGGAAUGGGGACAUUGAAGUUGGCAAGAGUUGCAAAAUCAUUAGCUAACAAUUUUAAUGCCAAGAGGAGGGCUAAAGGACUUCUUCCUCGUGUGACUCGAGCGGGAGUAGUUGGGUAUCCAAAUGUUGGAAAAUCAUCAUUGAUUAACCGCCUGCUUAAGCGAAAGAUCUGUGCAACAGCAUCUAGACCAGGGGUUACCAGGGAAUUGAAGUGGGUUCGAAUUGGUCAAGACCUAGAUUUAUUAGGUUCCCCUGGUAUAUUGCCAAUGCGGUUUAAUGAUCAGGCUCCUGCAAUCAAAUUGGCAAUUUGUGAUGAUAUAGGAGAAAGAUCAUAUGCUGUUGCUGGUGUGGCUGCAAUUCUCGUAGAGAUUCUGAAGCAGCAUCCAGAUGCAGGAGCAGGAGUCCUUCAAAAUCGCUAUAAGAUAAAUGCAGAUUGUUGCUUAGGGAAAAUAUUUGUAAAGGCAUUGGCACAACGUUUGUUCAAUGGAGAUGUGACUCAAGCUGCCUUCCGUAUCUUAUAUGACUUUCGGAAAGGGAAAUUCGGUUGGAUAGCUCUUGAGAGGCCUCCGUCAAAUACCAUGUAA
Messenger RNA from Cryptomeria japonica (Japanese cedar), 1088 nucleotides. RefSeq names its product DAR GTPase 3, chloroplastic-like. Bases 51 to 1088 code for a protein of 345 amino acids. Gene Ontology annotation, cellular component: mitochondrion. The record is from RefSeq and is a predicted model, not a curated record. Gene Ontology annotation, molecular function: GTPase activity; GTP binding. NCBI's taxonomy places the organism in Eukaryota, Viridiplantae, Streptophyta, Pinopsida, Cupressales, Cupressaceae. The transcript has 9 exons.